CAGGAUCAGACCCAGGAUCAGGGACAGGACGUGUUCUCGUGCUCUGGACUUUGAACUGAAGCAGCUUUUAAAAGCCACAUGUGUGAAACCAGCUGUGUCUUCAUCGCUGAGGAGGAGGAAGAAACCACUGGACUCAAACCAGUGGACCCUCACGUGAUCCUACCAGAACAGGUGAGCGUCAUCAGGUAUGUGCGCGUGAGGAAGCAGCAGCAGCAGCAGCAGCGGAGCCAUGGAGACGGAAGCUGGAUGUUUACAAGCUCCGUGUUGGGUUUGAUUCGAGUCGAACCGGUUCAACCACAGGCUGCGAGCUGGUCCAGCACACCGAGAUGUUCCCCUGCUGCUGGUCACCUGCUCGGACACACUCCUGAGGCGAGAUUGAGUGGGACUCAUCAGACGACAGACUGAGCAUCAAUGGACGACCUCCCUACCUCGUCCGAUUCUUCCGAGUUUAAGUCUUCUACCGCCGGCAUCUCAGAAAAUGAAUUCUCGUGUCACUGUUGCUACGACAUCUUAGUGAACCCCACAACUUUGACCUGCGGCCACAACUUCUGCCGCCACUGUCUGGCUCUGUGGUGGGAAUCCGCGCACAAGAACGAGUGUCCAGAAUGCCGGGAGAAGUGGGAAGGCUUUCCUAAAGUCAACAUACUGCUACGGGAUGCAACUGACAAGCUGUUCAGCGAAGUCGUUCAGCAGAGGAAAUCUACGAUCCAGGCCAACCCCCAAAUCUCCCGGAGCCUGUUGGCCUUCCAGAGAUAUGGGGACAACUUGGGUAGAUCCCGGACAAACCAGCACAAAGGAGCAGGCUUCUUCUUCUCUGGUGUCUUAACUGCGCUCACAUGUGUGGCUGUGAUGGUGAUGGUGUAUCACUGGAGCAGUAGUGGGGUGGAGCAGCACACCAUGCUGAUCAGUAAGCCUGUGUCCCACUGGACGUCAGAGGAAGUGGUUUCCUGGCUGGAACAUCUGGGGCCCUGGGCGCAGCUCUACAGAGAUCCCUUCCUACAGGAAAGUGUCAAUGGAAGGCUGCUGUUGAUGCUCGAUGAUGAGGAGUUGUUGAAGCCGCCGUACAGCAUCGAGAGUCAGGCUCACCGACGAGCCAUUUUGGCCGAACUGGACAGAGUUAAAGCUCUGGGAGUCAAACCUCCUCAGAACCUGUGGGAAUACAAAGCGGCUAACGCUGGGAAGUCUCUGUUCUUGCUCUACGCCCUGAAGAGCUCCCCUCGUCUCACACUCUUCUACUUGUAUCUGUUCGACUACACGGAAACCUUCCUGCCCGUCCUGCACACCUGCUGUCCGGCCGUCUCACACAGUGACCAAUCACUGGAGAGCAGCUUCUACAAGACACAGCUGGAGCCCAACUGGCAGCAGUGGGCGGAGUUUCUGGUGAAGUACCUCCUGCUUCCAUACCAGCUAAUAGCUGAGUUUGCUUGGGACUGGUUGGCCGUCCACUACUGGACAUCUCGCUUCAUCAUCGUGAACGCCGCGCUCAUGUCUGUGCUGGAAGGCUGUGCCCUGUGGAGACUCUGCACGACAGCCGGGAUCAGGUUUCUGCCACAGAUGAUGUGGAGCCACACGUGGACGAUGUUAUCUCAGGGGUUUGUCUUUGCCGUCCUGUGGCCUUUAGUCCCUCAGUUUGUGUGCAACUGCUUCUUCUACUGGGCGCUCUACUUCAGUCCCAUCGUCAACAUAGACCUGGUGGUGCAGCAGCUGAUGCAUCCAGAAACACAGGUGCCGUAACAAAGCUGCAUGUAGUCAGCGCCCUGUCAGUGCCACACAGUUCAAAGCAAAUAAAGUGAAUAGUCAGAAAGCCAGUUGCUGAAAAGUGUUUAUGUUCAGCGUUGAAGUCACAAGACUGACUUGCGGUUGGAAAGGAAAUUUUCUCGCUUCCUGGCUCAUCUCUGCUGGACGGCUGCCAUGUGGAACAAGAGAGGCUUUGAGCCACUGUGGGGAAAGUAAAACCAACACGGUAACUGUGAAAUAUCUGUGAUCGUAUUGAUUUGGAGAGAUGACUGCAGUGGACUCAUUCACAAACCACAUUGCCUAAAUGGUUCAGGGGGCAUUUAUGCAAAUGAUGGGUUGGAGCAUUGGUGGCAAUGAAGACUGGUGCAGUGACUCUCCUGUAGAGUCACGUAGGCAUCGUGGAAUGUUCUCGGCCCGUAGUUUUUACAGAGAAAAUUAUGAUAUUAUGUCCCAAGUUUGUCCUUUUGGGUGAAGUUAUUGCAAAAAUUUAAUUUACAUUGAAUUAAUGUCUUUGUUAGAUUAAGCUACGGUAAGAACCGUGUGCUCCCCACCACCGACUGCUCAAAACUGAACUAACUGACUAAUAUACACCUGGUGCUCCACUGAAGUAACCUACAUAUCACCUAGUGGUCAAAACAAUACAUUACAUAAUGGCUCCUUCAACUGGCCUCAUAUGUCAGUCGAUAGCUCUCUAGCACUGUCGUCCAGUAAAACCUUUUAUUCCUAUACAGACCUGCGUACUGUCAGUGGAACAAAACAAGUAUAAAUACAUUUGUUUAAGUUCUAAUCUAAUCCACAGUCACUGAAAUGAACAAAUGCUGCUUCAUAAGUAUCAGUUUGAUUUAUGCUGUAUUAUAAGUGCAUUCUGCAGAUAUUUCAGUCCGUCUCUGAGGGUCAAUGGCUGCGACAGUGACUUGUUGAGGUUUGUGGUUCUGCAGCCUUCUGGGAACCUCAAGCUUUACUGUCCUUUCAAAAGAAAUGCAGUCAGGACAAACAAAUGUUCAACGUUGAAGUUUAUUCCAGAAGUUCCUUUUCAUAUAUGGUUUGUGGCACUUAGAUUUAAAAGAAAACUUAUUAUCUUAAAUUCUUUAUUGAGAUGCCGAUACAGAUCUUUUUUUCAGUUUUAAUGAUUUUUUUAAGGAGACAUGGUUUGAAGCAGAUUUAAUUUGUACUGCUGACAAAGAUUAAGUAGCACUUUUUCUUUUUAGCGUUCAAAAGAGUUUUGUUUGCAGUAUACAAUUCCAUGUGGUGUGGGGGGGUAGAACUAAUCAAAGACAUCUUUGUUAUUAUUUUUUACAUUGUUCAUUUGCACUUAAAGGUUCUACACUGUGAUUCUGUUCUUAAAUGUUUUCUGUUGACAAAGGAGAAAUAAAGACUUUUAAAUGUUA
Molecule: messenger RNA, 3125 nt
Organism: Hippoglossus stenolepis (Pacific halibut)
Lineage: Eukaryota; Metazoa; Chordata; Actinopteri; Pleuronectiformes; Pleuronectidae
Product: bifunctional apoptosis regulator
Exons: 10
Coding region: 412-1734 (440 amino acids)
Biological process (GO): proteasome-mediated ubiquitin-dependent protein catabolic process
Cellular component (GO): nucleus
Molecular function (GO): protein binding; ubiquitin protein ligase activity
Source: RefSeq, a predicted model, not a curated record